This is a messenger RNA of Ixodes scapularis (black-legged tick), 600 nucleotides long. RefSeq names its product histone H2A-like. Gene Ontology annotation, cellular component: nucleosome. The record is from RefSeq and is a predicted model, not a curated record. Gene Ontology annotation, molecular function: protein heterodimerization activity; DNA binding; structural constituent of chromatin. The transcript has a single exon. The coding region runs from base 153 to 527 and encodes 124 amino acids. Lineage: Eukaryota; Metazoa; Arthropoda; Arachnida; Ixodida; Ixodidae.
AGGCAGUGCAAGGCGAAAACGCGCUCUUGCAGCGCCCCCCAAGCGGAGAGGACUGGCACUUCCUUUGAUUUUCUGCUUCUCGAUGCGCUGACUCCCUCACUCACUCAGUGUUCGUUGGUUUGUUCGGUUGUCCACUUCUCACCUCCACCAAGAUGUCUGGGCGCGGAAAAGGAGGCAAGGCAAAGGGCAAGAGCAAGACCCGUUCCAGCCGCGCGGGGCUCCAGUUUCCCGUGGGAAGGAUCCACCGACUACUGCGAAAGGGCAACUACGCGGAGCGAGUAGGUGCCGGUGCCCCCGUCUACUUGGCGGCCGUACUCGAGUACCUGGCUGCCGAAGUGCUCGAGCUGGCAGGAAACGCGGCCAGGGACAACAAGAAAACUAGGAUCAUCCCUCGACACCUGCAGCUGGCCAUUCGCAACGACGAAGAGCUCAACAAGCUGCUGUCCGUCGUUACCAUCGCGCAAGGAGGUGUCCUGCCCAACAUCCAGGCCGUCCUCCUUCCCAAGAAGACCGAGAAGAAGGCCUAAACCAUCCCGCGGCAUCCGCUACAGAAAAACGGUCCUUUUCAGGACCACUCAUGACUUGAGUACAGGAUACUCA